AUGAAGGCUGACAAAACGUACGACAACGUAGUCAAGGGGAGCCUCAAAAUAAAGGGGAAAGCCAUCACCAAAAAGAAGAAAACCGUAGACGUCGAGGUUACGAAGCCGAAGGACGUAAUAGUCGUUGAGAAGACUCAAACUGAACCACAAGUUGUACCUGAUGACGACUUACAGAAAAAAAUCCAGCGAGUUAUAGCGAACGAUUCGCUAACGCCAAGCGAAAAAACGUUCCGCAUUGUACAACUCCAAAGGAACGCCAAGAAGAUUGAGGAUCAGCUCAAGAAAACUCACCGGGAGAGGGUGGAGAUCUUUAAUCAAAAGCUAUCCAAACUAUCGCCGCUCACACGAAAAGUCGGCAAAAUGUCUACCGCAACGUUCCUGGGGACACCCCUCUCGAAAUACGAGAUUGAUGAUAUUGAAACCGACCUGGUGCACAAACGCGCCCAGAAUUUCGAGAAAUCCAAGGAACUUAAGUACAGACAGAAUCGUGAGCAGAUCAAACGUAACCAAAUAAUAACCCACUACACGGUAGACACAGCUGAAGGAUUUGUGCCUGCAAACUUCAAGUCAUCCAAAACGAACCGUGCCUCCUACAAGCAGCAGGAAGUGAGCACAUUCACGGAUCUGGAAGAUGCAGAAAUCACGACCAAAAACACUCUUAAAGCUAUUAAAAUCGAUCGAAUCGGGUUACGGAGAAAUGUUGCAACCAUACUAGCUACGCUGGGAUUCAUGGGAAAGAAGCGCUUUAUAGGCCCCAUUAACAUACAUGCGCCACAAACGAGAAUCUCAUCAAGCCUUGAAGGCGUGGGUUUUACAUUCGACGUGGACAAGGGUGUCGGAAAGUUGCAAUUCGUUAAUGCAACAAAUGAUGACUACGGACCCCAAUGGCGGCAUCACGCUAUACAACGCAGUACCGAACAAAUGGCAAGCCUUGAGGGGGCUGAAAAUUACCAUGUUAGUCCAACACUUAAGGAUGGAAAUGCAAAGGAAACGGCCGCCGUAUCGAGGCAUGUGCAAGACCGCCAGUUCGACUUGGCUGAGAUACAAUUCUAUUACCAGCACCUUUACAACCUUAUCGUGAAGCCUAUGGAGGUCACAGACGAUCUAGUCGAGAAAAUCGAGAAGGGUAUAGAGUUCGCAUCUGAAGGUAUAGCUAAGGAAAAGGUUGUGGAAACCGGCAGGAAGGUGGAACUUUACACCUUCGACGACGAGCUUCUCCAAAAAUUCAGAAUCAGAACCAAACGGACGAAAGACGAUUCGGCCAAUAUUGGAGGCCACAAAAUGGACGAUGGAACAGCUCCUACGGCGAAACUUCCUUCGGAGCUGUUCCGUAGAAUAUUUGGCAAAUAG
This is a messenger RNA of Babesia bigemina, 1350 nucleotides long. RefSeq lists its product as hypothetical. NCBI's taxonomy places the organism in Eukaryota, Apicomplexa, Aconoidasida, Piroplasmida, Babesiidae. Gene Ontology annotation, cellular component: nucleolus. The coding region runs from base 1 to 1350 and encodes 449 amino acids. The transcript has 5 exons. Gene Ontology annotation, biological process: mRNA processing. The record is from RefSeq and is a predicted model, not a curated record.